AUGCGCUUCCUCGCACGAAUGCGGAACUGGGAAUUCCGCCAGCUGCCACUUGAAGCAGAAGGGGUUGUCAGCUUGCUCUGGACGGGGUCCAAUGCAGAGAAGAAAGCCAAGGGCAUUGUCUAUGGAAAGCCAGUCAACCAAGGCAUCAACAAGUGGAAGGCCGUGCGGAACCUGCGGAGCAUCGCAGAAGAACGCGUCGGUCGCAAGUGCGGAGGUCUUCGAGUGCUGAACUCCUACUGGGUGGCCCAGGAUGCUAUGCACAAGUGGUACGAGGUGAUCAUGGUGGAUCCAUUCCACUCGGCCAUUCGCAAUGACCCUCGCAUCAACUGGAUCUGCAAAAACACCAUGAAGCACCGCGAACUCCGGGGCGUUACGGCUGCAGGCCGCAAGGCUCGUGGACUUCUCAAGAAGGGCAAGCGUGCCACCAAACUCCGCCCCUCGGCCCGUGCGGUCUACCGUCGCCACAGCCUCAUGCGCCUCCGUCGCUACCGCUAG
This is a messenger RNA of Durusdinium trenchii, 495 nucleotides long. The record is from the annotation of a GenBank genome assembly. Lineage: Eukaryota; Dinophyceae; Suessiales; Symbiodiniaceae.